AUGCAUCAAGUUAAUGACUCAUUAAUAAUAAGUGCAUUAGCUCAAUACUGGCUACAUCUAUCAGUGUUACUCAUCGUAUCGUUACUGGUCAAGAACCGCUUCAACAAUGGGUUGCAAAGAUAUCCAGGCCCCUUCCUCGCUUCAAUCACAGACUGGUGGAGGUUUUGGGAUGUAUACAAGCAGAGACCAGAAGUAACGCAUCAAAAGUUGCACGCCAAGUAUGGCGACGUCGUGCGCUUGGGUCCCAACAACUUGUCCUUUGCGGACCCAAAGGCUUUAAAGUCCAUAUACGGCUUGAACAAGGGAUUCGUCAAGUCGGACUUUUAUAUCGUUCAACAAUCCGUAGUCAAGGGCCAUCGUCUCGCGUCACUGUUCAGCACCACCGACAAUGACUUCCACUCGCAAUUCCGAAGGUCUGUCAAUGCGGCGUUCAGCAUGUCAGCGUUGGUACAGUAUGAGCCCUUCGUAGAUAACACUACGAAGCUCUUCCUGGAUCAGACGGAGAAGCUGUUUGCCAACAACAUUGACGGCUGCGACUUCACACGCUGGCUGCAGUUCUAUGCAUUUGAUGUCAUUGGCGAAAUCACUUACUCCAAGCGGCACGGUUUCGUAGAGAAGAACGAGGACAUUGACGGCAUAAUCACUUAUCUGACCAAUUUGUUCCUUUAUGUCGCCCCGGUCGGCCAAAUCCCCUUCCUCGACCUCCUGUUUCUCAAGAACCCCCUGUAUCUCAAGCUGUCUCAGUGGGGACUGGUAGACUCUACCUUCCCCGUCGCAAAGUUCGCCCGCGCCCGCAUGACCGAACGCCUGGGAACGGAGCUCAACGCAGACGGGUCCAAGAAGCAGCCGCUCCUCCCCGUCUCCGACACCAAGGUCGACGUCAAGUCCCCCGACCUGCUCUCCAAGUUCCUCGCCGCGCGCGAGGCCCGGCCGGACUUCAUGUCGGAUUCCCUCGUCCAGACCAUGGCCGUGUCGAUGGCCUUCGCCGGCUCCGAGACGACGGCCAUAUCCCUGGCGAGCGUCUUCUACUACCUGCUCCGCACCCCGGCCGCGCUGGACACGCUGAGGGCGGAGCUCGACGGGUUCGCCCGCGGUGGCGGCUUCAGCGACUACGACACGGGCCUUGUCACCUGGACCGAGGCGCAGAAGCUGCCCUACCUCGACGCCUGUAUCAAGGAGGCAUUCCGGCUGCACCCUGCCGCCGGCCUCCCGCUCGAGCGCAUCGUGCCUCCCCAGGGUGCCGAGAUCGCGGGACACCUUGUCAAGGGGGGUACCAUCGUCGGCUGCUCGGCGUGGAUCAUCCACCGCCGUCCUGAGAUAUGGGGCGAGGAUGUUGAUACGUACCGGCCCGAGCGAUGGCUUGUGGAUGAAUCUUUGUCAGGUUCGGCGAGGGACGAAGAGGAGAAGAAGAUCAAGGAGAUGAACGGGAUGAUGUUCCAGUUCGGUAUGGGAAGCCGUACGUGCAUCGGAAAGAACAUCAGUCUGCUGGAAAUCUACAAGCUGGUGCCGAGCUUGCUUCGGAGGUUCGAGUUGCGCUUCAAAGAUCCCAACGAGGAGUGGGAGUUGGUGAAUGCUUGGUUCGUCAAGCAGAACAACUUCCAGGCUAUGUUUGAGCCAAGAGAGAUCGUGAAACCUGUUGCUUAA
This is a messenger RNA of Truncatella angustata, 1644 nucleotides long. Its product is annotated as cytochrome P450. The transcript is spliced from 4 exons. Gene Ontology annotation, molecular function: monooxygenase activity; oxidoreductase activity, acting on paired donors, with incorporation or reduction of molecular oxygen; heme binding. NCBI's taxonomy places the organism in Eukaryota, Fungi, Ascomycota, Sordariomycetes, Amphisphaeriales, Sporocadaceae. The coding region runs from base 1 to 1644 and encodes 547 amino acids. The record is from RefSeq and is a predicted model, not a curated record.